AUGUGGGCCAAGGGAUGUGGACCAAAGGAUGUGGACCAAGGGAUGUGGGCCAAGGGAUGUGGGCCAAGGGAUGUGGGCCAAGGGAUGUGGACCAAGGGAUGUGGACCAAGGGAUGUGGACCAAGGGAUGUGGACCAAGGGAUGUGGACCAAGGGAUGUGGACCAAGGGAUGUGGACCAAGGGAUGUGGACCAAGGGAUGUGGACCAAGGGAUGUGGACCAAGGGAUGUGGACCAAGGGAUGUGGACCAAGGGAUGUGGACCAAGGGAUGUGGGCCAAGGGAUGUGGGCCAAGGGAUGUGGACCAAGGGAUGUGGCCAAGGAAUGUGGACCAAGGGAUGUGGGCCAAGGGAUGUGGACCAAGGGAUGUGGGCCAAGGAAUGUAGACCAAGGGAUGUGGCCCAAGGGAUGUGGGCCAAGGAAUGUGGACCAAGGGAUGUGGGCCAAGGAAUGUGGACCAAGGGAUGUGGACCAAGGGAUGUGGACCAAGGGAUGUGGACCAAGGGAUGUGGACCAAGGGAUGUGGACCAAGGGAUGUGGGACAAGGGAUGUGGACCAAGGGAUGUGGGACAAGGAAUGUGGACCAAGGGAUGUGGGCCAAGGGAUGUGGACCAAGGGAUGUGGGCCAAGGAAUGUAGACCAAGGGAUGUGGGCCAAGGGAUGUGGGCCAAGGAAUGUGGACCAAGGGAUGUGGACCAAGGGAUGUGGACCAAGGGAUGUGGACCAAGCUCGUACCUCUAG
Molecule: messenger RNA, 738 nt
Organism: Procambarus clarkii (red swamp crayfish)
Lineage: Eukaryota; Metazoa; Arthropoda; Malacostraca; Decapoda; Cambaridae
Source: RefSeq, a predicted model, not a curated record